Messenger RNA from Cuscuta campestris, 835 nucleotides. NCBI's taxonomy places the organism in Eukaryota, Viridiplantae, Streptophyta, Magnoliopsida, Solanales, Convolvulaceae. The record is from the annotation of a GenBank genome assembly.
CUAGACAAAGGGAAGGGGAAGGUCCGAACCAAGCACGCCGCCACUACCCACCCCUCGGCAAAGAGGAGGAGGGGAGAAAGUGUCCCGGCCACAGAGUCGCUAGAGGAGCUCUGGGUCAAGAUGGGGCGAAAGCUAAAAGAGGUCGCGCCUGAAACCUUGGGGAAGCUUGCCGAGGACUCCCCUUCCCGGUCACUUCAGCUGGAGGAAAAGCUGAAGAGACUUGAAGCCCACAACCGGGAGCUUCAAGACCUGACCGCCCAGCAACUUGACGAGAUGGCCAACCUCUCGGCGGUUGCCGGUAGGGCGAACGCGGAGGUCCUCCAGCUGAAGGAGGAGAACUCGCUGCUGAUGGGGGAGGUCUCCCACCUGAAGGAGGAGGCGUGGGUGAAGGAGCAAGAGCUGCCCGGUCGGGCCAGACAGUGGAGGCCGCCCGGGUGCUUACUUCCUCUGAGGAAAGGACAAUGGAGGGCUUCAAGUUGCUGUACCGGGAGGAGCAAGGGAAAGAGAUGAUCACCCAGAUCGGCUCCUACGGUUUCAUGUCCGGCCAAAAACGAGAUCGCGAGGCCACCCAUGCGAUCCUUGCCGAUCGGGAUCCGGACUUCAAUGCUGAAUCAUACGAUCUGGCCCCCAUCCCGGACGAAGAGCCUGCGCCUCCCUUUCCUCUUGAGUAAUCUUCCCGACUGCGACCGGUUGAAUUAUUUUGGCAAAACUUCAAACUCAUUUCCCCGGGAAUGCCCGGUGUAGUUGUAAAACACUUAACUAUUUUGUUCUACUUUAAUGCAAUGCUUAAUUUCCCUACCCGGUUAAUCUUUCAUAUCUGCUUGCUUGUUGAUUG